Messenger RNA from Racocetra persica, 489 nucleotides. Lineage: Eukaryota; Fungi; Glomeromycota; Glomeromycetes; Diversisporales; Gigasporaceae. The record is from the annotation of a GenBank genome assembly.
AUGUCCAAUAAUUCUCCCUGUCAAAGCCAAGAAAGUACAGAAAGCAAUUCAGAAAAUUCUAUCAAACAAAAUGUAAAUUUGGAUGCUUUACAAAAGUCCACAUCGAACAAGACAAAAAGUAAGGUAGCUGUUAUGGAGUAUAUUCAUUUAAAUUCGAACAUCCCUGUUCCCAAAGUUUAUUAUUGGAAUAGUUCUGUCAAUAAUCCGCAUGGAAAAAAAAAAAUGUUUCUAUUAAAAAUUAUUAACAUUCAAUUGGAACUUAAAAAACUUUCAUUUUCAAAAAUUGGUAGUAUUUUUUUUGAUGGUAAAAAUGAUCAAUUUAAAAUUGGUCAGGUGAUUGAAAGUGACUUUUUUACUGGUGAACGAGCAACUUUAUCAACCAUGGAAAGAGGUUCUUUCAACACAACUAAUGAAUAUAUUUUAGCUGUUAUUCGAAACCAGAUCCUUUAUCAUUAUACCUUUAAAUCUAUAGAACAACAAAAAUACUAG